Molecule: messenger RNA, 1378 nt
Organism: Rhincodon typus (whale shark)
Lineage: Eukaryota; Metazoa; Chordata; Chondrichthyes; Orectolobiformes; Rhincodontidae
Gene: zcchc10
Product: zinc finger, CCHC domain containing 10
Exons: 4
Coding region: 33-470 (145 amino acids)
Molecular function (GO): nucleic acid binding; zinc ion binding
Source: RefSeq, a predicted model, not a curated record
CAGUGACUAAGAGGUGAAUCUAGUUUUGUUGGAUGCUCAGGCCUGAGGUAGCUCAACGUUCAGGGCUGUUGCUUAGUGACGGACCCGAUGCAUUUCGGGAAACCAAGAUGGCGACGCCUAUGCACAGACUGAUCGCUCGCAGACAAGCAGAAGCUAAUAAACAGCACGUUCGAUGUCAGAAAUGUUUAGAAUAUGGCCAUUGGACCUAUGAGUGCACUGGAAAACGGAAGUAUCUGCACAGACCCUCAAGAACAGUGCAAUUAAAGAAGACUUUGAAAGAAAAACAAAAUAAACUUGCAUUGCCACCAAGUGGACAAGGAAUUAUAGAAAACAAGAUGAAGAAGAAAAGGACUCAUCUUGAAGCUGCCCAGUUGUUAUUCUUUCCAAGUUUUGGAGCAGCCCUGUCUCUGUUUUGCCAUGUAGCUGAUUCUUUUCUGCCAAACUGUGUUGCUGCAUGCUUCGACAAGUAAGAAGGUGUGUUUUUGCAAGAUCCAUUUUCUUUAUUCUUUGCAAUUUAGACAUGAGAAUGCUGUCACCAGCAGCUAAAUUAUGAAGAGGCAUGAAAUGUCUUGUCGUUGGUGUGAUUUGAACCAUUACCGUCUCGUGACCUGAAAACUGAAAGCUUGUGUAUAUAAUUGUUAUAUGGAGAUAUUGUAUUUUAAAUUUGCUUUUGUGAAUUUAUGCAUUGAGAAUUUUAAUUCUCUUUCUCUAAGAGACUUCCUCUUGCAUGUUACGAUACCUUGGCUACAGCAAUCUUCUGCAAACUUGAGAAAUUUAACUUUAAUGCCCUGUUAAGCCUGAACUGUGACUGUUCACAGGUUUUAAAAUUGUGUAAUGGGAGACGGUAGACAACACAGCCCAGUCUUAUUGUCCUUGAGCAACAUUUCUAUUGGGUCCAUUGACAUGACCCCACAUCUUGCUUGUGUCAUCCAACUCAACACAAGCAAACAAUUGACCACAAGAUCCUUCUAAUUUUAAAGUGCUUCAUUUCACAGUGUUAUGAAUUUAUUGAUGCAUUCAAGCACUGUAUGAAAGCAAACUUUAAAAUGGUUUCUCUUUGCUUUAGUUUUUGGUGAUUAUAGGCCCUUUUUUUAAAAUCAUUGUAUAUUAUGCUUGUAUUAACUUUCUAUGGAGGGACAGCCUAUAACUUAUUUAAAGCACUCUGCAGUAAAAACUCAUCAACAUUGGCUGUUUUUCUCGUAUGUUACACAGUUUGUCUAAAUCAGAUUUUCAUAUUUAUAUAAAUCUUUUAAAAAGUGUUUCCAGUAUUUUAGUAUGAUGUGGGUAAACAUUCUAAAACCAAUUGUUACUUCUGUGACUGAAUUAAUUAAAAUUUAUUUCCUUUUCUGCUUUUAAAUAAAAACAUUACAACUAUGAA